Monascus purpureus is the source of this 1104-nucleotide messenger RNA. The record is from the annotation of a GenBank genome assembly. NCBI's taxonomy places the organism in Eukaryota, Fungi, Ascomycota, Eurotiomycetes, Eurotiales, Aspergillaceae.
AUGCAUUCCGGCUCUGGGGAAUGUGGCCUUAGGGCCCACCAGGUCCUGUGGUGCUGCCCGCAGACAUGCCCUCUUCCUGCUCUCCACAUCCCCAGGUAUAAAGACAGACACGCUUCGCUUGUCCCUUUUGCUACUCCUCCCCCUCAGCUGCUUUUCUCCAGCCUCCUCUUCAUCACUGUCGUUCUCUCUCCAUCCUCCCUGUCUCUCCCACAUCGCUUCACAAUGGCUGCCAAUCCUGUCGCCAAUGGACUCUUCAUCCACAACAACUCUACCCCCCCUGAGGACUCCAGCUUGUUUAGCCUCUUCUCCCUCAAGGGCAAGACUGCCAUCGUCACUGGUGCCGGUGCUGGUAUCGGCUUCCAGGUAGCCAACGGUCUCGCGGAAGCUGGUGCAAACGUCGCCAUUACCUAUCACACCAACACCAAGACUCCCGAGCGCGCUGCUGAGAUCGCCCAGAAAUAUGGCGUGCAGAGCAAGGCCUACCAGCUCGAUGUCAGAGAUGCCAAGGCUGUCGAGGACACCAUCAACCAGAUCGUCAAGGAGUUCAACGGCCGUCUGGAUGUCGUGAUUGCCAACGCGGGUGUCGCGUGGGUUAAGGGUCCCAUGGUGGACGCCUCCAUCGACCACUACAACGAAGUCGUCCAGGUCGACUUGGAUGGCGUCUUCUACUGCGCCCGCGCGGCCGCUGCCCACUGGAGAAGACAGAAGGAGGAGGGCACCGACAUCAAUGGCAACAAGCUCACCAACUUCACCUAUGGCAGCUUCGUCGCUACCUCGUCCAUGAGCGGACACAUUGUCAACUUCCCCCAGAUGCAGGCCGCCUACAACGCUGCCAAGGCAGGCUGCAGGCAUCUCUGUAAAUCCCUUGCCGUCGAGUGGGUUAGAUUCGCCCGUGCCAACACCAUCUCCCCCGGCUACAUCGCCACGGAGCUCUCCAACUUCGUCCCCAAGGAGACGAAGGAUAUCUGGAAGGACAAGAUCCCUAUGGGCCGCGAGGGUCUCCCCCAGGAGCUCAAGGGUGCCUAUCUCUACCUUGCCUCCGAUGCCGCCAGCUACACUACUGGUGCUGACAUUGUGGUUGACGGCGGUUACUCCCUCCCCUAG